GACAUGCAUCAUUCAAUGAUUAACUGCAAUCGAAUCCGACGGAAUCUCAUAUCUCUUGUUCCGCUAAUGUAAAUAAACCAAUUGAAAUAGAUGCUAUGAGAUCGAUAGAUCUAGUUCAGUUGCAUGUGCUGCAGCUGAUAGCCUCACUCCGAGCAGAGCAGUUCCUCAGCUCUUUGUUAGCCGAAUGAAAAAGCUCAUGUGUCUUGGACUUAUGGCGAGAACAAUCAAGGAACUUCCAUGGACUAUAAUCCUGGGACUUUGCCUGACGGUUCACCUGAAACUUUCUUCUUUGCAUCUCUUGUAAAAUUUGCAAUGUUCAGUUGAGAUCUUUUGUCUACAUAUCUUCGUGGAAAAUAAGUCUUUUAGAGAAGAUCCUAAUAAGAACUGUUGCGAGAGAAUCAUUAUUCCAGACAUCAAAAUAUCUGUAGUUGGUAUUACUGGUAUUUUCCUUUGCUGAAAAAACCCUAUGGAAAAUUCCUAACUUUUUAGAGACUAAAAGAAUAAGAACUCGGUUGCGAGAUUAAAAUCGUCCCCGACAUCACAUGCUUCUAUUUUGUUGUUUUGGUGUGUAUGCCUCACCUCAUUCUCCACCAUGAAUUGGCAGCAAUGUCAUCGACCACGGUCGAUGUCCACACCGUACCCCCAUAUCUGCCCACCUGUCGACGACCCUGCAGAUUUUUCUUUCAAGAUAAUUGUCAUAGGAGACUCUUGCGUCGGCAAAACCAGUUUCAUCAAUAUGUUCUGUGAACAUGUCUUUAAAGAUAAUCACACAGGAACAAUAGGAAUGGACCUGAACAAAAGGAUCAUCGAUAUUGAUGGGAAGAAAAUCAGAUUGCAUGUUUGGGAUACUGCUGGUCAAGAAAGAUUUCGAACCCUAACUACAGCUUAUUAUCGGGGUGCAACGGGCAUUAUCAUUCUAUACGAUGUAACGAGGGAAAGUUCAUUUGAUAAUGUGACUAAAUGGCUUGAAGAUGUUUCACGUAAUGUUUGUUCAGAUACAUGCAAAGUGCUGGUUGGAAAUAAGAGUGACUGCACCCGAGUCGAGAGAGUGCCCAUUAAACGGGCUGUAAAGUUAUCAGAAUCGUUUGACUUCCCUUACAUCGAGGCAAGUGCGAAGACUGGUGAGAACGUUGAAAAGGUGUUUGAGACUAUUACAAGACAGAUGAUAGAGAGGUAUAACAAAAAGAUGAAUACAAAUCGACCUCUUCCACCGCGUCCAACGACAACGGAGAAAAUUGAACUACUUGCCAAGAAAAAGAGCGCGUUUUCUGUGUGUUCUUGUUGAAAAUAUAGAGGAUUAAUGAAAACUAAUAAACUAUUUAUUGGAACUUUCUGCUGGAAAUAAAAAUCUUUACCAGAAAGAUGACGAAAGGUAAUGAAUGAUGAUGACUUCUCUUUCGAAACGUUAACGUUGACGGUCAGAAUCUAGAACCUCUGUUUUUGCCUGUAUACUGUUUGCGAAGACUCAAAGAUUUUUCUUAUGGGGGUCUUAUGAGGGUCGUCAUCUGGACUCUCUGUUUUCUGGAUGUACAAUAUUGAUGUCUUUACUUCUUAAACAACAUUUCAUUCAUAUAAAUCAUUGAUGGCCUAUCAUAUCAACGGGAUCGUUACUUGCCAACCAGUUUUGUGCAAAAGGUUACCCUUCCCGUAAUAACCAAUGACUAAUCUCACCACUAAUGUAUAUCGUUCUGUCAUGCUAUGGCAUAAACACUUCUUUUAAAGUCAAGAUUGUUUGAGAUGAUAUUUUUAUUUCUCCUUUAAAUUCACGUUUGAGAAUGUAAAUAAAAUCACUUUAGAAGUAGCACGAGUUGAUGACUAUCUUGUUUUACAACUUCGUUCAGCGUGACUAUUAGACAAUAAUUUCUUUCAAGGAAUUGAUAAAAUUGUUUGCACAGUAUUGCAUUUAAUUUAUUCCCCUUAGGCUAUAUAUCAGGAAGAACCUAUCAAACUUCUAAAUUGAGUAAGAGAUACGUGUAUCUUCAAAGUCCGAUUUUUUUUUAUUAUAGGAUGAAUUUCUUUAAACUCUAUAAUUAUGAUUUUAGUUUCUGUUGUUGAAAAUGAUGUGUAUAUAUUGGUUAUGUAGUUACUACGCAAUAUUGUCUUGUGUAAAUAAUUAUGUAUAUUUUUUUCAUACUAAUGUGCAAUAAUUUUUUCCUGUAUAUAUGUUUAUAAUAAAGUAAAAAGGAUUUUCAUAAAUGUUUCUUGCAACUUUUAAUAAAAGGAAAAGUUAGGUAAUUGGUAAAGUAAUUUGUAAUGAAAUUUUACAGAAUUUUGCAGAAUCAUUUGUUGUUUUUUAUUAUUUCUUUGUAUCAUCUGUGAAUGAUUGAAAGUGAAACCAUGAUUUUAAAUUAUUAAGCAAAAUCAAUUAUAUAGAAACUCGAAGCGGCUGUCUAAAAUCUAUAUUUAGAUGAGACACGACGAUUAAAUGUAAUUGUUCAUUACUCAGAAACACAACGGAAAACCUAUACACACGUGUUCUCGGUUUGUUUGAAAUGUGAGUUUUCAAUUUAAACUUAUUUUCUCUAUUAUUUAUUGGUCUAGAACAUUAUAAAAGCUCGAUAGAUAAAUUGUAUUCAUAAUCACUUUGAUCAAACCUCUUCCCAUGCAAAUUGACUUCAGUAUUCAUAACCAGUGACUCGUUCUUGGUGCACAAAUAACUGAACUUUACGAAGCAGAAUGGGAAUCUAAUUAAUAUUGGUCCUCAGAUGGGAGAAGAAAAAAAAUAUUCGUUCGAAAGACAGAAUGCCAAGUAGUAGGUCGUUGGUGUUGUCUUUUAAACACUGUUUUCAAUUAAUUUCAAUUAAGGAAUUACCAGUUUUCAUUCAUGCUUUCAAUUACGAUACUUAAGCCUACUUGUGAGGAUCUUCCAGGAAAAUCCGUGAAGGGUCUUCUACCGUGACGUGUCUUAAUAAUUGUGGAUAUCUUUCUCCUGUGGAGUGACGCC
Messenger RNA from Lytechinus variegatus (green sea urchin), 2944 nucleotides. Its product is annotated as ras-related protein Rab-8B-like. Gene Ontology annotation, biological process: endocytic recycling. Gene Ontology annotation, molecular function: GTPase activity; GTP binding. Bases 593 to 1285 code for a protein of 230 amino acids. Gene Ontology annotation, cellular component: plasma membrane; endosome membrane. The transcript is spliced from 7 exons. The record is from RefSeq and is a predicted model, not a curated record. Lineage: Eukaryota; Metazoa; Echinodermata; Echinoidea; Temnopleuroida; Toxopneustidae.